Molecule: messenger RNA, 861 nt
Organism: Mya arenaria
Lineage: Eukaryota; Metazoa; Mollusca; Bivalvia; Myida; Myidae
Exons: 5
Coding region: 37-861 (274 amino acids)
Cellular component (GO): extracellular region
Molecular function (GO): chitin binding
Source: RefSeq, a predicted model, not a curated record
UAACAUUUCUUGUCCGGGUAAUAAUUAAAAUAUUUCAUGAUGAUCAAAAUUGUGGCUUUGAGUUUGAUGGUGGCGUUCGUCGCUGCGGGGCCCGCAAGAGAAAGGCGUAAGUUUAACUGCCUAGAUUCUUUCAAGAAUGUCCCCAACCCCUGCACGAACAACCCCAGCCAACAGGUGUACUUCCCCCACCCCUCGGACAACUCCAAAUUCAUCCAGUGCGACCGUUACGGACGUAUGUACAUCAUUCAGUGCCCAGAGAACCUGCUCUACAACGGGCUUACAUCAACCUGUAGCGCGGCCGCAACAACCAUGGCGCCCGUGGCUGCCGGAAGUACCGCCGGUCCCGUUGUGAACCCACCAGUGAACACCGGAAAUACCGGCACCAGUGGAAACCCCUGCACUGCCCAGGCGCUCGCUGCCGGAAACAUCUAUUUCUCCGUCCCUAAUGACAACACGAAAUUCAUCGAGUGCGAUAUGCUUGGACAUCCCAAUGUUCUUCCGUGCCCAAGUGGUCUUGUCUGGGAUGAGGGCCGUCUUUCCUGUGUGUACAACUUCAAUGUCAAUGUUGGAACCGGAAACACUGGAACCGGAGGUAUCAUUGUCACCCCCGCAACUGGCGGAACUGUCACUGGCGGAACAGGCCCCGGCACUGGCGCAGGUUCCCUCGCCAACAAUUGCUCACCUGAAAACAUCGCUAACAACAAGCUUUUCUGGCCUCACCCGGACCCAACCAAAUUUAUCCAGUGUGAUCUAUGGGGGGAUCUCUAUGUAAACAGCUGCCCUGCCGGACUCGUCUGGAACCAGUACUCCGAAACCUGUGCCUCCGCUUACGUCAACUAUGCCGGAAAUGGUGGAAAAUAG